GGGGUGCCAGCUUGAGUGAGGUACCAAAGCGAAUAGGAACAUAAGCGAUACUGUAGGUUACUGAACAGUCUUGAGUUUUCGAAUUCAGCGCCUUUUAGUUGUGAGCCUUACAAACUUAAUAAAAAGUCACACAAUGCGAGGACUUAAAGCGAAAUAUUUGUUUACGACCACUUCCAAUUUGUUGCAUGUGCAUACUGCUUGGUGGAAAGAGAGAGGUGGACUCAUGGUGGUAUUAUUUCGAUUAUGGGUGGGUUCGCUUUGUCUCGCUGUAGGCUCACUUCACUCCCACCCGCACUCUGCUCUCUGCUUCCAUCUCGCAGUUAAUCAGAGAGCAGAUGCACUCUUCAGCUGUCUUGGGGGUGGGUUAUAGAGGCCCCAAAGGCGUAGAAGUGGAGAAAUAAAUUCUGCCUGAAAACCAUUGUAUGUAAAAGAUCCCUUCGGAUGCAUUCUCACCGGAAUUUUUUCACAUUACGUCCCACAUUUCUUGCUACGCAUUUGUGUGAAUUAUAUGUAGGAGCUCUUCGAAAUCCCGCUCUAGAUAAGACGUCAUUGUUUCCACGGCAACGGUAAAUCCAUUUACCAGUUUAUCUAAUCAAUUAUCGAUCUUCAUAACACGCCUACGUACCGAGAGAGCGCUGUAGCCGAAAGAGGAAACUGGUCGGUUGCCAUGGUAACGGUCGAGAUGUAGAAUAAAGCAGAAGUAAACUGGCAGUUCUGAGAGAAGUACUUUAAGAACGUCCACGUCGAAAUCUGAAAAGUAAAAAUUGUGACAUUGUACGAGGCUAAAAGAACAAAGUAGCAUGAAGGUGAAGGGAGAAAAUUGCUAUGAGAAUUCAGCGACUUAUUCUUUUCAGAACCGCUUUUUAGGAAUCUCGUUUGAAGAUAUUUCGAGUUGGCAGAAUAUAGUUAAGGUUCUGUACCGACCUAUGGACCCAGCAUGUCUAGGAGUUGUACGUGCAUUGUUUGGUUUCCUUAUGGUUCUUGACAUUCCUGAAGAACGAGGUUUAGCAGAUAUAGAUGUUAAAUGGGGUGAUCCAAGAUUCUGUCACUUCCCACUAUUCAACUUUCUCGUUCCAUUACCAUUGCCCUGGAUGGGAAUUGUUUAUCUCGUUAUGUGGCUUGGAGCGGUUGGUAUUAUGCUUGGGUUUAUGUAUCAUCUCAGUUGUUUAGCAUUUAUAAUUCCAUACUGGUAUAUAUUUUUACUUGAUAAAUCUGUAUGGAAUAAUCAUUCAUAUUUAUAUGGAAUCACUGGAAUCCUCUUUUUGGGCACAAAUGCUAAUCAUUUUUGGUCUCUUGAUGGGUAUUUAGGCAGAGUGAAAACAAAUACUCAUGUGCCUCUUUGGAAUUAUGCAAUUUUGCGAUUCCAAUUCUUUAUUCUUUAUUUCUUUGCUGGUUUAAAAAAGAUUGAUAAAGAUUGGCUUGAAGGUUACUCUAUGACACACUUAAAUCAACAUUGGAUCUUUGAACCAUUCAAGCUUAUUUUGUCCCCUGAACAAGUGGAUUAUUAUAUAGUACAUCUAAGCGGCUUUUUACUUGAUUUAACUAUUGGAUUUUGGCUUCUUUUUGACAAAACUAGACCAUUUGCUUUCUUCUUUUGUUCAUCAUUUCAUCUCAUGAACUCUCGACUUUUCUCUAUAGGCUUGGGUACAUAAUGAUCGUUGGACUAAACAUGCUGAUAUGCUUAAGCAGUAUGGUCAAUGCCUCAAGAGAAAUUUACUUGAGGAAAGAAAGAGAAAUGAAAAAAUAAAUGAUUAUAUCAGCAGUGAAAAUAUCUCAAUUUAUAUUGAUGUAUGGACAUCGUUAAAUGGACGUUUCCAACAACGAAUGUUUGACCCAACAGUGGAUUUAUUGAAAGCAGAAUGGUCUCCUUUUAAUAAGACAUCUUGGCUCAUGCCUUUAUUAACUGAAUUCAGUUCAUGGCGCCAAACUAUGGAGAAGUUGGAGGCAGAAAUAUAUGCUUGGUCCAAUUACAGUGAUGUUCUAUUUGUGGCUGACUUUCCUGGACUUCAUCUUGAAAAUUACAUUAAUCCUGAACUCUCAAAUGUCACUUUCACUGUUUUGGAAGGAGAAGUAAUUGUACAAGAUGUAAAUGGAGAUGAUGAUGAUGAUGAUGAUGAUGAUGAUGAUGAUAAUACGAAGAAAAAUUAUACUCUUGAAGUGGGAAAAAGCAUUCAAAUUCCUGUUGGGAAAUUUCAUUCAAUUUACACUAUUUCCCAACAACCUUCCUGUUUUAUGUACACUUACAUGAAUCAUUCCAGGCAAAGUCUAGAUGAAUCUCCUAAUCACCACGAAAAACUGUUCACUGAAAGAAUGAGGAGUUCUUUAAAAAUUCACAUAGAUAAUUUUAUGAGAGCUGUAACACUAGUCAGUAACAGUUUCCUCAAUAUUGUAUAUUCUGUACCUAUGGUUAAAAGAGUGAGAGUGCGUUGAAGGCUAAUGCCCUUACUCAAAAACAAAGAAAAAUUUCUUUAAGGAAGUACAGAAAUCUAAUUGAGUUGUGUGUUAUUGUUUCAUAUUGUAAAAUUUGUUGGGCAGCAGACUGUGUCCUCUGACCAAAAUAUAAUAAAUCCAAGCAUUUCAUUUCAGUAUAGCAGCAAAAUUCUUUGAAAAACAGGAUGAAAGUAGGUGCCCAAAAAGAUGAAAUAAAGUUACAAUGACAAAGCUUUUAUUUAUGUGAAUGUGAUAGAAGCUUUAUGAGAUGUAUUAAGUUGUUAACUAAGUAUAUAAAAAUGGAUGUUAAUGUACCAAAGAUCUAUGAACUCCACAUCGUUUGACCAAUCUCCUUUGACAUAUCUAUGUUUUUAAUGGAGAUUUUUAUGCUGUUCAUUUUGUUGUAACUCCACUAGUUGGCGCUGCAGCACAAGAUGGUGCUUCAUAUUAAUUCAGUUUUCAUUCUAUAUCAGUUCCACCUGGGUUUCAUUGUUGUUGCGUGAUGCAGGGUGAGGACAGGAUGGGCAUUGCAGGAGAGAGACAGAGACAUAGACAAAGCGACACUGACAGAGAAAGGGAGGGAGGGACAGCAUUAUGUCUGUUAGUUUCUGCUGGUUUGCUACAAUCCUUUUUUUUUUUUUUAUUUUAAGUGUAUACUGUCCUAAUGAUUUCUCAAUUUGCUUCAACAUAAAUAAUGUAAUUGUAUUUUUUUAUAUUGUUUUUUAAAUAAUUUUAAAAUUGUAAAGUUUUAUAGACAACUAAAAUUUAAAUUGAAAAUUGUGCAAAUCCUUCAAGUUAUGUAUUGCUUUUAACUAUGUGUUUCUUUGAACAUCAAAGAGAAUGAGUUCUAAUGUAACUCUGAACCAAGGAUGUCAAACUGCUGAUUCAUGUUGUAUAUUUUUUACAUUGACUAUGUCCAGUAACUGAAAAUAAAUGUUCCACCACAAUGAAGAUAUCAAUUUUUAUUUUGAGGUCUUGAUCUGAACUGAUAAAUGGAAGGAGUUGCAAUUUUGUUACAAAAGAGUGACAGACUGUUAGUAUUCAGUCAACUAUUGAACCUACUUUCCAUUUACAAUUUGAUUAUCAUUUCUCAUUGUAAAACAAUGCAUAUUAUUUAUUACUCCCAUUUUUAAUUCUCUCAUGAAAUAUUAAAAAUAAUUAUGAAGUUUGGAAAUCAAAAAAGAAAGUAUAAAUUUAUGUUGCAUGUUGUUUAGAUAUCAUGUUCUCAGUACAGCCUUUAACUGAAAAAAGUUUGACAUCCUUACUCUAAACCAAAAGUAAAAGAGAUGUGUUUGUGUAAACAUGAAGCAGUCAAUCUUACUAGAAUAAUUUGUGUAAGACAAUAUUACUAGCCUGUCAUUCAUAACUGAGCAUUUGAAUAUUAUUUUCAAACAUGAAACUGUAGAGUGGUACGAUAUUUUCUGAAUACCAUUGUACAAACAUGAAAUGAACCAAAGCUUUUGCAACAUUGCAUAUUGAUUGUUCAUGAUAUUAUUUUUGUACGUUAUUCAAGCUUUUUUUUUAUUUUAAAAAUAAAUCUCUUUACUUAUGAAA
Gryllus bimaculatus (two-spotted cricket) is the source of this 3984-nucleotide messenger RNA. The record is from the annotation of a GenBank genome assembly. Lineage: Eukaryota; Metazoa; Arthropoda; Insecta; Orthoptera; Gryllidae.